UCUCUCUCUCUCUCUAACAAUCUGCCCACAUUCAUUAAUCAAAUUUCUUAGAUAUUUAUUUAUUAUAAACCUGUAUAAAUACCCCACACAUGCAGCCAGUCUUUUAUAUCAUAUGCCCUAGCUGGAUCACUUAACUAGCUGAGCUGCUGCUCUAAUUUUAUGCCUCACUUUCACUUUCACCUCCAAACCCCCCCUCUUUCUCUCUCUCUCUCACACACACACACACAUACAAGACAGAUCGAUAUAUUCAUAAAUAUAUGUAUGUAUGUAUAGCAUGGCGGAACUGGACUGCCCAAACAAGGCCAGCACAAUUAGUAAUAAUGGGCGCUUAAAGCUCUUUGGCUUCGACGUGAUCGAAGAUCAAGAAGAGGUAGUUGACUCCUCCACCACCACCAAGACGCCAUCGCCAUCGGGAUCGAUAUCGCCGUCCUCCGACGGGCACGGGCGGAAGUAUGAGUGCCAGUACUGCUGCCGUGAAUUUGCCAACUCACAGGCCCUCGGCGGCCACCAAAACGCCCACAAGAAGGAGAGGCAGCAGCUCAAGCGGGCUCAGCUGCAGGCCAGCCGCAACGCCGCCGUCUCCUACAUGCGCAACCCUAUGGCAUCGGCCUUCGCCCCUCCCGCACACCUUCUCGCCGUCGUUCCCGGUCCUUCCCCGGGCCCGUCGUGGGUCUACGUCCCACGCGCGCAUGGGAGCGUGUUUCCGUCGACCUCGAGGGCCGGGAGCUGCGUAGUUGGUGAUUCCAGCCUCACCACGAGUAGUGUCGGGCCCGGGUCCCACCCGCACCCGCCGAUCAAGGCCCAGCCCCAUAAUGGAAGAGGAGGAACACCAAUUGCAAGACUUGUUGAUACUCCAGGCUCAGGCUCAGGCUCAGGCCCAGCCACCUCCCCCCCGUCUCUUAGUAGAUUCUCAAGACCCGAUGAUCAAGACGGGAUCGGCCUCGGCCUCGAUCUGCACCUUAGCUUGGCUCCAGCCGCGCCGUGAGCCGCCAAUUUCAAUUUGUCCCCCAACCCCACUAGAUGACCGAUGGAUGGAUGGAUCUUAACUAGGCUUAGCUAUCUAGCUAGCUUGCUUUGUACAUUUUCAUAAUUAUUUAUUUAUUUAUUUUUCCACACUGAAAACCUUUUUCCUGCUGCUAUAAUCCACCGAUUUCCGAGUUCUAGAUAUAUUCAAUGUCCUGUAAUUCUAAUUCCAGUCGCAUUUGGAUCCGUGUACAUACAUUUAUGAUCAGUAUAAAAUGAUUAGAUAUUGUC
This is a messenger RNA of Andrographis paniculata, 1254 nucleotides long. Its product is annotated as zinc finger protein GIS3-like. Bases 266 to 985 code for a protein of 239 amino acids. Gene Ontology annotation, cellular component: nucleus. Gene Ontology annotation, biological process: trichome differentiation; gibberellic acid mediated signaling pathway; cytokinin-activated signaling pathway. The transcript has a single exon. The record is from RefSeq and is a predicted model, not a curated record. Gene Ontology annotation, molecular function: transcription cis-regulatory region binding; DNA-binding transcription factor activity. NCBI's taxonomy places the organism in Eukaryota, Viridiplantae, Streptophyta, Magnoliopsida, Lamiales, Acanthaceae.